Exophiala dermatitidis NIH/UT8656 is the source of this 1251-nucleotide messenger RNA. Its product is annotated as prephenate dehydrogenase (NADP+). NCBI's taxonomy places the organism in Eukaryota, Fungi, Ascomycota, Eurotiomycetes, Chaetothyriales, Herpotrichiellaceae. Gene Ontology annotation, biological process: L-tyrosine biosynthetic process. The record is from RefSeq and is a predicted model, not a curated record. Gene Ontology annotation, molecular function: prephenate dehydrogenase (NADP+) activity; prephenate dehydrogenase (NAD+) activity; NAD+ binding. The coding region runs from base 1 to 1251 and encodes 416 amino acids. The transcript has 5 exons.
AUGGAAACUCUUGCAGUGGGCAUCAUCGGCAUGGGCGACAUGGGCCGCAUAGUCAACGCUUGUGAUCGACCAGACAAGUUCCAGUCACUCCAGACGGAGUAUGAGAAUGAGAAAGCAAUAAAUAUAUUACCCAAUGGUCAUCUCGUUUCCCGGGCUAGCGACUGGAUCAUAUACAGUGUCGAGGCCGAGCUCAUAGAAAGGGUUGUUGCCGAAUAUGGCCCUUCCACAAAAGUGGGUGCCAUAGUCGGUGGGCAAACUUCCUGUAAAGCCCCAGAGCUCGCUGCCUUUGACAAAUAUCUGCCUAGUGAUGUCGAGAUCGUUUCCUGCCACUCUCUCCAUGGCCCUGCUGUAGACCCAACCGGUCAACCCCUUGUUGUCAUCCAGCACCGUGCAUCACAGAAGAGUGUUGAUACCUGUGUCCGGAUACUCUCCUGUCUCAAUUCCAAAAUGGUUUUUCUUUCUGGGGAAAUGCACGACCGCAUCACCGCCGAUACACAAGCAGUCACGCAUGCAGCUUUCUUGAGCAUGGGAACCGCAUGGGCGGCAAACAAGCAAUUUCCAUGGGAGAUCGACCGGUACGUGGGCGGCAUCGAGAAUGUCAAGAUCAACAUCACACUGCGCAUCUACGCCAAUAAAUGGCACGUCUACGCCGGCCUGGCGAUUUUGAAUCCCGCGGCCCGAGAGCAGAUUCGACAGUAUGCCCAGUCGGUGACUGAACUAUACAAGCUCAUGCUAGGUGGCCAUCGUGAGGAGUUUACCCGGAGGGUCAAGACCGCUGGCGCGGCGGUGUUCUCGAGUGAAACAUUGAACCACAACCUUCUCCUUGGAGAUGAAGUCCUGGACAAAUUCUCCCUGUCGAAGCGACCUAAAGAGCGAACCCCGAACAACCAUCUCAGCCUCCUCGGGAUUGUGGAUUGUUGGUGGAAGCUAGGAAUCGUGCCAUACGACCACAUGAUCUGCUCCACGCCGCUUUUCCGGAUAUGGCUUGGAGUGACCGAGUAUCUCUUCCGCAAUGAGACUUUGCUGGACGAAGUCAUCAACACAGCCAUCGAAAACAAUACUUUCCGUUCUGACGAUUUAGAGUUCACCUUUGCGGCCAGAGCAUGGUCCGAAUGCGUCUCCUUUGGAAACUUUGAGGCAUAUCGCGACCGGUUCGAAAACAUUCAACAAUACUUCGCGCCGAGAUUCCCGGAAGCUGUGAGACUCGGCAAUGAGAUGAUCAAAGAAAUCAUGAUGCACACUAAGUCGUGA